AUGGGCAAAAUUCUACAGAAAAGGAAGGCUCGUUCCGGUCUCUCUAAGGCCAAGGCCAAGAACAACCGUCUGAAGAGCGGUAACAAGAAGAUUAACGUCCUGGGCAACGCCAUCAUCGCGCAAAACUGGGACCGUGAAUUGACCCUUACACAAAACUACAAGAAGCUCGGUCUUCUGCACAAACUCAACGCCCCCACCGGUGGUAAGGAACGAAUCCCCGGACGCAACGACCUCGGCGAGAAAUCAAACUCGCUCCACAUCAACGGCAGCGCCGUUGCCGCCGCUCAGAUCGAUCUGGGCGAGACAAAGGUUGAGCGCGAUCCCGAGACCGGCAAGAUUCUGCGAGUCAUCCACGACUAUGAUGAGAUCGAAGUUGCCGGCAAGAAGCGCCGUCGUGACAACCCGCUCAACGACCCUCUGAACGAGCUAUCAGACAACGAAGACACCCCUGGUCGGGUCAUUUCCGGCUCCAAGGUUGUUCAGCAGUUGGAGCGCCAGGCCGACCUGGAGGGACAGGGAGAGAAGGCUAAGAAGCCGCGGCAUCAGAGCUCGCGCGAGGGAGAGUGGAUCUCGCGGUUGAUUGAGAAGCAUGGGGAUAAUAUCUCGGCUAUGGUCCGUGACCGUAAGCUGAACCCUAUGCAGCAGACUGAGGGUGAUAUCCGGAGGAGACUCAACAAGUGGAAGAAGGGCCAGGCAUGA
Molecule: messenger RNA, 699 nt
Organism: Penicillium brasilianum
Lineage: Eukaryota; Fungi; Ascomycota; Eurotiomycetes; Eurotiales; Aspergillaceae
Source: the annotation of a GenBank genome assembly